GUUUCACCUUUUAGCCACUUGUGAUUUUGUCAGACGUCCGUUGAUUGUCGCUUAUUUAUUUUGAUGGGUUAAAAUGUCACGCAAGUUGAAGUUUGUUUUGCAGACAAAAAAUUGUGGAUUGGGCAUUGUGGCAGAUGAAGAUAUUAACCAAGGAGAGUUUGUGAUAGAGUAUGUUGGAGAAGUUAUUGAUGAUAAAACAUGUGAGGAAAGACUUUGGAAAAUGAAACAUUGUGGGGAAACAAAUUUUUACCUAUGCGAAAUCAAUCGAGACAUGGUGAUUGAUGCCACUUACAAGGGAAACAAGUCAAGAUACAUAAAUCAUAGUUGCUGUCCAAAUACUGAGAUGCAGAAAUGGACAAUUGAUGGCGAAACAAGGAUCGGAAUAUUUGCAACUCGCGAUAUUAGAAAGGGCGAGCAUCUGACCUAUGAUUAUCAGUUUGUUCAAUUUGGUGCCGAUCAAGAAUGUUACUGCGGCGCUGCAGGCUGCAGGCAAAAGCUGGGAGUUAAACCCAGUAAACUGAAAGUGCCUUCAGAUGCUGCAUUGAAAAUAGUGGCAUGUCAGGUGUCUGCUAGCACUUCCAAAAUGAAAGCAAUUCUACCUAACGAACUUAACUAUCCAAAUGGAGUUCCUGGUGUAGGGGGACCAAGGCAUGAUCCUUCUAUGAGAAGAAAGAUUCCUAGUAAUUGCAUCGGUUCUGUCAUAAGAAUAUCUCGCUCUUUCGAUAAUAGCUUCUUCGGGAUAAUAAGACGGUUUGAUAGCAACACAAGAAAACAUGCGAUCAUGUUUGAAGAUGGAAACUCAGAGUUUAUGGACUUGUCGAAAGAAGAAUGGGAAUUUUGUAUCUGUUGAUUGUAAUGAAACAUACAACAAUCAAGAAAAAGAGAUGUGGGAGUUGAUCAAUUUUUUAUGUUGCAAGUACCCAGAAUCAGGAUGAAUGUAAGGACUAAACCCCCAUUUGAAGGUUAUAUUGGUCCAACUUCUGAUUUAAUCAGCAUUUGUUGUACCAAUGUGCCGAGUCGUCAACUAAUUUUGGAGAAUAAGUUCACUCGAGAUGUUUCAUUUUAAGAUAGCAAUCUUCUGUAGGUUAUUCACUUUUAACUUUAUCAGUUUUGGCGUAUAAAUGUUCAAAAAUAAUAGCUAAGCAUCUGUGUAAUUGAAGCAAGUAGAAUCAGAAAUAGUAUUGUUGAGAGUUUGGAGUUCACUUGAUGAGAUGAAGAUGAUCCUUUUGGUUCUGCUUUA
Olea europaea var. sylvestris is the source of this 1240-nucleotide messenger RNA. RefSeq names its product histone-lysine N-methyltransferase ASHH3-like. Gene Ontology annotation, biological process: regulation of DNA-templated transcription. Gene Ontology annotation, cellular component: nucleus; chromatin. NCBI's taxonomy places the organism in Eukaryota, Viridiplantae, Streptophyta, Magnoliopsida, Lamiales, Oleaceae. Bases 74 to 850 code for a protein of 258 amino acids. The transcript is spliced from 9 exons. The record is from RefSeq and is a predicted model, not a curated record. Gene Ontology annotation, molecular function: histone H3K36 methyltransferase activity; protein binding.